Molecule: messenger RNA, 15870 nt
Organism: Monopterus albus (swamp eel)
Lineage: Eukaryota; Metazoa; Chordata; Actinopteri; Synbranchiformes; Synbranchidae
Product: probable E3 ubiquitin-protein ligase HECTD4
Biological process (GO): glucose homeostasis
Molecular function (GO): ubiquitin-protein transferase activity
Source: RefSeq, a predicted model, not a curated record
AGCAGGUAGUUGGCCUUGGAAACAUGGCGUCGCACUGACAGCUGGGAGAUUCUCAUUAUCUUCUGCAGCCACUGACAUAGCGGCUGGGCCGUUAGCGGAGUUGUCUGUGUUCAGGUUUUAACUGUGAAAUGAGCUUGAUACAGAUGCUGUUUUCAUCCUGAAAAGACUGUUGUUUUAACAGCGCCGCAAUAACAGAAUUAGUACGGGUGUCACGCCCACUGUAAUCGGUAACGUUAUAACGAAACCGUACGGUAGGUUAGCUCCUCUUCCAGCUAACUAAGCCAGACAGAUAGCACUCGGUCUUAACAAGACAGUAGUACCCAUGUUAUGUGAAGAGUACUUGUCGCUACUGCCUGUUCAUUGCUUGUGUGCUGGCUGUUAGCUUGCGCCUUAACCUCAGAGUCUGCCUUGUCAGACACCAUCGUCAGAUAAGACGGAGACAGUAACGGCAGUUAUGUUAUUGUAGCUCGCUAGCAGGAUAACUAGGGCGUUUCUGUCAUUCUGUCACUGAAUUUUUAAUGUUCGCUCCCUUUGGCAUCACUGUCGGAGGAGAGAGCGAUGGGCUCCGGGGCUGUGGAUUCGUCCCAGUGGCUUUCGGUGAAGGAGGAGACAAUUUUCCUCCACGACGGACUCAUUCGGGUCACAGAUCUGGCCGAGCUGCCCAGUGAAAUUGGAGUGUCGGAGCAGGGCGAUACCGAGCAAGAGAUUCUGACAUUUGAGACGAAGAACCCGGUAGAGCUUGCUGAGCGUCUGCGUGCUGUCUGUGGGAAUCAGAGCAAUGCAUAUGCACGCCUGCUGGAGUACCGUCUCAAUGCGCUACGUGGCCUGUGGGGGGCGCAGCGGCAGCUGGCCCUGGAGGAACAGCAGGAGCGAGAGGGGACUGGAGGUGCUGAUGAGGAGACCUUAGCCUUACUCAAAAGACAAGGUCUACUCCAGCAACCCGAGCAGGCACCCUUCACUUCCCGUGUCGGUCUGCUGCUGGUCUUCCCCCUUUUGCAGUCCCAGACUCGCAGUGACCCAGCACUCUGUGGUGUCACAGCAGAGGUGCUGCUAGCCUGCCUACGGGACUGCCAGCCACUUAGCCUUAGCAAAGAGCCUGCUGACUGCUUGAAUGGCCUGGAGGGGCUGGUCUGCUCCCGGCUGGGAGGCCGGACCGACGGUACCCAGGAGUCAGGCCAGCCACAGGGACAGCCUCAGACGCAGAUCCUCCACACGCACAGACAGAGGGAAAACGCUGCUGCUGCACUUGUAGCGCUUGCCUGUGCCAGGGGAUCUCUGAAGACCUUCAUCCACACAGUUCACUUGCUGCAGAAACAGACCGAUCUGGGCCAGCUCCCUGUGUCAGAUGUCCUGUACAGACUUUUACUUCUGGAAGGAGGCCCAGGCUCUCCAUCUUGCCUCCUGGGGGGCAAACACAGUGUGUCCUGGGGUUUUGAGGACAUGCUGCCCACACCUGAUAAUUCUGCUGGAGGAGCAGAGAGUAAAGACACUGACCUGGGUCGCUGUCUAGCCACAGAUGGACUCUAUCUGUAUACCACUAACUCCUCUGGGAGAGGUCUCAGCAAGCUGGGCUCUGGUUUACAUGGGACACUGAGGGGUUUUGUGUACUGUCGAAAUGAAGAGCUGGAGCCCGGCUGGGUGGUGUUCAGUAGUGGUCGCCUCCUCCACCGUCCCUCCUCCUUUGAUGCCAAGCCUCAUCAGCUGUGCCAGGUCAUUGACCCUUUCACCCUCCAGGUGUACCAGAUUGUGGCCAUGCCAGCCCAUCACUUCCCUGUGGGCAGUAACAUGACUACACUCCACCUCUGCUCAGAUGGAACCUACCUGUACUGGGUCUGGUCCCCAGCCAGUCUCAAUGAAAAGACACAGAAAGGCCACUCUGUCUUCAUGGAUGUCUUUCACCUAUCUACACAGACAGGGUUGUGCAUCACAGAUAUCUUGCAGGAGAGGGUUAUUCUUACUCGCAAGGAAGGCGAGUCUUCCAAGUGCUUGAAUGAACUUCUCUUGAGUCGAAUGUCACGCUUUCGGGCCUCACAUUCUGCCACCUUGGCUGCUCUCACAGGCUCUGCAAUCACCAAUACUGUCAAAGAAGAACAAUCUGCUGUCAACACUAGCUGUGGACUCCCUCUCAAGACUCUGAGAAAGACCCCAAUGUAUGUGUGUGGAACAUAUCUAGUGAUGCUAGUCUCACCUCCUGGUGUAUCUGGAAGCUCUGCCACACGUUCUCUGUUUGGAGGUACCAGCAGCCUGUCCUCUCUCAAAAUUUUAGCCUCCAGUCUAGUCUUUAACCUGGCUGAUGGUCAGUUCAGCAGCCGUGCAGACCUCAUCGAUGCACCAGGUAGUUCCCUUGGCAGGGGAGCCCAGGUGGCUGGGCUAGGAGCAUGUUACGAUGCACUGAACAACUUGAUCUGGACCUGCUCCAGUGAUUACAUAGAUCAGUGGUGCAACCCUGGGAACCAAGCCUUUCAUCAUGUGUGCCAUAGGCUCGGUGUCAGCCAUAUCAUCAAAGAACCCAAAGAGGACACUGUGACCACUGGUGAGGUGAUCAACCAGCUGCUUCAUCAUGUAGGUGCUAUGUGUAUCCACCAGCUCAACCUGCUGGCGGCCAGCAGCAAUAGCUUGCCCCUGGGCGCCCUGCUGGGUAAACAGCACCCCAUUGAGGCUCGUCACUUCAGCAGCAUCUGUGAUAUUAUGGAAAAGGCCAUGGUCAAUGGAGAUACCUGCAUCAUCCGCUGCAUUUUGGUGGUGUUCCAGGUGGUGUUCAAGUUUUUCAACCCUCAGUCGGCGCAAAAUAGGGAGAGUGUGCGUCGUUCAGGCCUACUCCUGUGGCAGCUGCUUAUGGCGCCAGUAGAUCAGAUAGGAACAGAGAUUCAGAGAGAGGUGUGCCUGGCCAUCAGCUCAGGCCUGAAUACUUUGUAUCAGGGGGAAGCUGAGCUCAACAAACUGCUGAAACUGGUUCUAACUGAAGGGGAAAGAAACGGUGGCCUGUCUCAACUUCGAGAUGUCAUCCUUACCAACUUGGCAGACCAGUUACAGAAGAACAGAUUUGGGAGUGAAGAAGAUGACCACUACAGACUGAGUGAUGAGCUCCUGCAGUGUAUCCUCAAGACUGUUGUCCGGGAAUCCUGCCUCCUCAUUACCAAAUGUCAGACUGUUGCUCGAGAUGAUUUCCAGAAGUUGCUGUCCACUGUACCAGUGGUUUCUCCUAGUCUGCGCUACCUCAUGGCUGUUCAGAACCACCUCCUCAGUAACACAAUUCUAAUCCGUCCCGAUGAUAACGAUGACAGCGACAGCUCCCUACAAGGGGAAACAAUGAAGGUACAGGAACUGCAAAGCAGCAUCCUGUCCCUAGCAACCAAGAUUCUGGUGGGAUGUGAUGAAGUACUGGAGACCCUGCAGCAGGUGACCACAGCUCUGAUUAACGGUGACAUCCCUGAGAGAGAAACCAGAUUAAAAGGCCUGGAACAAGUAACCAAGGCCACCAUGCUUGGGCACCUGCUGCCAGUGUUGCUCACCGCACUGAUGCACCCCAAUCUGCAGACCCUCACUCUCGCUGAUGCCCUCAUGCCUCAGUUGGUGCAGCUAGUCCUCUACACCAGCCAGACUGCACUUUUGCUAAAGACUCAGUCUCCACUUUUCACCGAAGAACCUCCCUCUAUGGGUAGCUCACUAGGGCAGGGGGUGAAGGCAUGUGCUGCUGAUGACAAAAUUCUUGAUGAACGUGAGGAGCCUGGUUUCCUGACUGGACUGAAAAUCCCUGCCCCAUGGGCUGCUGGAAAGACAGUAGAGACGGUGCACCCUGUGAGGGACAAUUACAAGUUCAAGGAGACAGUACACAUCCCAGGAGCCCGCUGCCUUUACCUUCGCUUUGAUUCUCGCUGCUCCUCACAGUAUGAUUAUGACAAGUUGGUUAUCUAUGCUGGUCCUAACACCAACAGUCGUAAAGUAACGGAGUAUGGAGGGAAUACUCUGGGAUAUGGCAGUCGCAGUGUGCUGGGGACAGGGUGGCCCAAAGACCUUGUCAAGGUUGAAGGAGACACUGUGACAUUUUCCUUUGAAAUGAGGAGUGGACGUGAACACAACACCCCAGAUAAAGCCAUGUGGGGGUUCUCCUGCACCGUCAGAGCUCAGGAGUCAUCCGAGGAUGUCUCUGGAGGUCUCCCAUUCCUGGCAGACCUUGCACUGGGUCUGUCAGUACUGGCCUGCUCCAUGCUCCGCAUUCUCUAUAACGGGCCAGAGGUGACAAGAGAGGAGGAAGCCUGCCAUGAUUUGCUCUGCUCCAAGCUGCUGCAAAGGUGUCAGUGGCAGGUGGAAGCCAAUGGUGCCAUUUCUCCUGCACUCACACCCAGCCCUUCACCUCUGCCGCUCACUAUUGAGGAAGACCGUGAGUUCACCUACCCAUCUGAUGUGCUCAUCCCUCCUCCAGGCCUUAUGCCAGGGACCUACUUUGACUUGCCUCGUAUACGCCUCCCUCCUGGCAUCAUGGGUAGGCUACGAGAGGUGUCUGGAAGGGCUCGACCACAGUUCCGUCCUAGCAUCAAGGAGGUGAUCAGGCCAGAUGUUAUGGAAGAGGGUAUAGUAUCUUGUGUCAUAAAACAUCUAAGCCUGGUGGAUGCCCUCCAGUCACUCGUGAACUACCAGUACCGUGAGGAUCACGGAGAGGAGUAUGACCUGCUGUGUAAGAUCAUGGCUGAGACUUUCAAGAAGAUCAAUGCAAUGGAGCGUCAGCUGCAGAGUGUAGCAGAAUUGGAACAGAAGUGGCAGAAUGAGGUAGAAGAGGCCCAGCAGGGAAAGUUGGAGGACAACGCUCCUUUCUUUCAUGACUACCACUUCUUUGAGAACAAAAUUAAGGAGCUGGAACUACUUUGUUCCUUGAAGGAAGUCCCAUUUGAUUUUAGUGACUUGGAAAAUGUUGUCCUUGCAUUGAGGGAGAAGUUCUUUCAAGAGGUAAACACCACACACACCAGAAGUAGCACCCCCCUCGCCAAAACUAAGGCGCUGGUGAAAAGUCUGAUGAACCGCACUGAGCUGCUGCUCCAUGUUACCAUUGCCCCACAUUGCAGAAGCCUCACCACCACACCUGCUGGCACACCAGGGCCAGCCUCUAAGUCGGUGUCAGAUGCCAAGACGGUGAUCCCCAUGGUGAAGCAGCCAGUCUUUCUGCGCAGCAUGUCUGCGCCCUCUGACUUGGAGAUGAUAGCUAACCAAGACUUGGAGUUUAUACACGCCCCCCAAAGGAGGCGACAUCACCCUACUAGUCAUCGCAGCAGCUCAUUUACCCUGCUGCAGUCUCUGACCAUAGAAGACAGUCAUGACAAACCAACAUACAGUGUGCUGCUGGGACAGCUGUUUGCCUUUAUUGGGACUACACCUGAUCAGGCUGUUUCAAGCAGCAGUUUUCUGUCUGCUGCACAGACACGUUGGAGACGUGGCAGCACACGGAAGCAGGCACUUGUUCAUAUGAGGGAGUUACUCACUGCUGCUGUUAGAGUGGGUGGCGUCACCCACCUGGUGGGGCCUGUCACUAUGGUACUGCAAGGUGGCCCAAGGAUUGAGGAGCUUACCUGUGGUGGAAUGGUAGAGCAGGUACAGGAGGCCUUUGGGGAGACCAUGACAUCUGUAGUGUCACUAUGUGCUCGCUACCCCAUUGCUUGUGCCAACAGCAUUGGCUUGCUUUGCACAAUCCCCUACACCAGGAGUGAGGAGCAGUGCCUAGUUCGGAGUGGUCUGGUCCAGCUUAUGGACAGCCUGUGUAGUUUAAGUGGUCAAAGGGAAUGUAGCUCAAAUGAGAAGCAGACCAAAAAGCAGAAAGUGGCCACCAUGGCUUGGGCUGCUUUCCAGGUGUUGGCCAACCGAUGCAUUGAGUGGGAGAAGGUGGAAGGUGGGUCUACAGAUGCAGUGCACUCUGGUCUGGCACGGCAGGUGUCCAGCUUGCUGACUAAUCACCUGGCCAGAGCCACUGAGUGCUGUGGGAAUCAGGCAGCAGGCAAUGAUGCUUUACAGGAUGUGCUCAGUCUGCUCAAUGACCUUUCCAGGAGUCACAUAGGGAAAGCUAUCCUCAGCCAGCCAGCCUGUGUUUCUAAGCUCUUGUCUCUGCUGCUUGAUCAGAGACCUUCUCCAAAGCUGGUACUUAUCAUCCUCCAGCUGUGCCGAGCUGCCCUGCCUCUCAUGAGUGUGGAGGACUGUGGUAACGUGGCCUUGCCCUCGUGGAGCUACUCUAUUAACACACUAGAUGCUGAGCAACAAGAUGCAAGUGAUCCUGCCUCACGUAUCGCUGCCUUGCUACUGGCUAAGCUGGCAGACUAUGUAGUACCAGGCUGCCAGACCCUGCUCUCUCCCAGCUCCUCUGAACCUGACACUAGUCUGUCCCGAGCCAGUUCCAAAGGAGCUCUGAAGUCUGACGAUGUUGGGGAGGAGGGAGAGGCUGUUGAUGGCAAGCUGUCAAUUUUUAUACACAAAAGAGAGGACCAGUCUUCUCAUGAGGUUCUACAACCACUCCUCAGUAGCUCAGAGGGACGCCCCUUUCGGCUUGGCACUGGGGCGAACAUGGAAAAGGUGGUAAAAAUGGACAGAGACAUGACCAAGAAUGGUUGCUGUGAGGUGAUCACAGAGGAAGCAUCUGCUGCCCUGAGGAAGGCCAACAAGUGGGCCCAGUCUGGUCUGAUAGUGAGUGUCGGUCCACCUAUAGAGACUCUGGCCCAGGAGACAGCUGGAGGCAUCACCACUGGUGACAAGAAGAAAACUGCUCAGACUGCUGUGUGCCGGGACAGGAAUGCUGAGCUGGCCAGGUCGGACCCUGUCAGGCCAUUCAUCAGUGGCCAUGUUGCCAAUAGUAUGGCUGCUGAGGUUAUUGCUCUGCUGCAUAGUCUGCUCACUGCUCCUGAGUCCAACACUGCUCAGAUCUGGACAAGCACUGCUGAAAAAGUGCUCUCCCGGGCGCUAAUGUUUAUCCCUCAGUUGGGGAAGUAUGCGGAGAGUAUUCUGGAGAAUGGCAGCAGCAGUGGCAGGAAGCUGGCUAAACUACAAGCCAUUGGCAGACAGGCUGUUGCUGCACUCUGUGCCCUUGGAGGAUUCAAAGAAACUAUCAAAAUUGGCUCUGAGGUCCAGGUGGUAGGUAAAGGUGUGCUGGGCAGUGUGGGCAUAGUUAUGUCCAUAAAUGAGCAGGAGGGCAUUGCUACUGUCAAGUUUCCUUCCUGUGAGUACAGGAGAGCUUGCAAAGCUUCAGACAUCCUGACAGUACCUGUAUCACGCCUCUGCACUCCCAGAUCUGAGGCUCUCCCGCUUUAUAAGCUUUCAAUCACAGAAAAGGUGGUACAAGCAGUGCAGUCCAUGCUUCUGCCACAGGAAGGCAGUCUCUCCAUUCACACUUCUCUACCAGCUACAGGAGAUGGCUCCAGCCCAGUAAUGGCUGCAGUGCGCUUGCUAGCUGAAAUCAGAACCAGGGCAUGCCUGGUGAUGGCGCAGCUCCUAGAGGAUAGCUCUUUCUGUGAAGAGUUCAUUCAGCAGUGUCCUGCAGCUGUUGAGGUUCUCAACCUGGUUGCCCAAGAAUGCAGCCCCGGAGAGCGUCUUGGCAUGGUUGAGGCUCAGUGUGAAAGAGUGAGAAUGCUUUAUCGGGACUGUGCUCGGCCUCCUCCUCCACCACUGCAGACAGACAGACGCCAGCCCAAGGAGAUUACUUGGUGUCCAUCCAGAGUGUUCCCUCCAGUCCGUGCCUGCAUGUUCUCAUCCCGUCUGACCUCUGUCACCUUCUUGGCUGAUCCAAGUGCUGGAGGGGGACUGCCCAGAGGCACUUUCAUCUAUGCUACAUCUCCUGUACCAGUUCAGGCCCCAUCCUUUUACUGGGAGAUAGAAAUUGUCUCCUAUGGAGACUCUGAGGAGGACAGUGGCCCAAUUGUGUCCUUUGGUUUUGCUACUGAGGCAGAAAAGAGAGACGGAGCAUGGACUAACCCUGUUGGCACAUGUUUGUUUCAUAAUAAUGGUAGGGCCGUGCAUUAUAAUGGCUCCAGUCUUCUGCAGUGGAAGAGUGUCAGGCUGGAUGUGGCUCUACUUCCUGGUGAUGUGGCUGGAAUAGGCUGGGAGCGUUCUGAGGGCACACCUUCACCUCCUGGUCAUGCCCCUAAAGGCCGGGUCUACUUUACCUACUGUGGCCAGCGGCUGAGCCCCAUUCUUGAGGAUGUAGCUGGUGGAAUGUGGCCAUUGGUACACAUUCAAAAGAAGAACUCAAAGAUCCGUGCCAACUUUGGAAACCGGCCAUUUGCAUACGCAGAAGGCCAAGCACACAGAAAUGCAGCUGACUUGUGUGUAGACCUUGCAGAGGAAAUAAGUGCAAAUUUUGAAGCACUGCCUUUUGCUAUGGCCUCAGACAGUGAUAAUGAUGCAGGUGCUAGUGUUACUUCAGACUCUGGCUCCCAUGGACCCCCUUGUCGGAUUGCAGCUGUUGCAGUCGCACAGCAACAGUACAACAGUGACCUGUCGUGCCAUUAUAAGGUUGAGCUGAGCUAUGAGAACCUGGUCACCUCUGGGCCUGACCCACAUCCUCCACCUAUUGCAGAUGAUGAGAGUGAUGAUGAGGAUGAUGACGAUGUCCCAAGGGAGGACCACUAUGCCCUGCUGGUCAAGGCCUGGGAGACCAAAGUGUUCCCUACCAUUCGUAGGCGGUUCCGUAACGAGGCAGAGAGGAAAUCUGGCCUGGACCAAAUCAAAGGAGCUCUCCAGCUGGGAAUGGUUGACAUUGCUAGACAGACAGUGGAGUUCCUGUAUGAAGAGAAUGACCUCUACCUCCCUACCAUUGAGGAUAUCAAAGAUGAGGCCAACAAGUUCACUAUUGACAAAGUUCGCAAAGGCUUGACUGUCGUCAUCCGCUGUCCUGACAGCAACAAUACUAACAGCACAACGGGGGGAACAGCACUGCCAAAGUUUGCUAUCCGGGGCAUGUUGAAGACUUUUGGUUUGCAUGGGGUAGUCCUGGAUGUGGACUCUGUGAAUGAACUGGUACAGGUGGAGACCUACCUGCGCAGUGAGGGGGUGCUGGUGAGGUACUGGUACCCUAUUGAGAUGCUGGAGCGCCCGCCUGCUGGAUCUCGACGCACUGCAGCUAAUGGCUUAGUCUCACUAGAUAGUAGCAACAUUCAGAUUCAUAGGGAGCUGCUUCGCUGUGAGAGCGCACUGGCUCGGCUAUACUGCCGUAUGGCCCUGCUCAACAUCUUUGCCCCCAAGAAUCCCCAUACCUUCACUCGUCUCUUUCACAUACCUGCUAUCCGUGACAUCACCUUGGAACACCUGCAGCUUCUGUCUAAUCAACUGCUGGCUCCACCGCUCCCUGAUGGAACUAUUAGUUCUAAUUCUAUUCUACUGGCCCAGUCAGUGCUUCAUAAUCUCCAGGGCCAAAGCUGCUCACCCACAGACCUGUUCUAUCAGGGCAAUGCUCAGCCCAUCCGAGAGUGGCUGACAGUGGCCAUCACCCGUGCUUUGCAUCAAGGAGAGGAAAGCUUACUGGAGCUGACAAAGCAGAUCUGCUGCUUCCUACAGAAUGCACCAGAGCAGUUUACAUCUGAGGAGUUUCCUGUGACAGAAUCAAAGGUUAGCAUGGAUGUCAGCUUUCCAGGCGCUGCAUUUGUAAUCGCAUCAUGCAAGGAGAGCCAGCUGGGCUGCCGCAAAGACUCAAGCUUGUACAAGGCUCCCUGGGCUCGAGUCAUGGUGUAUGGCCUGGGCCACAAAGUGCGUAGAAAUGGCCAGCUAAAUCUAAUGGAGGCCGUGUGCUAUCCGCUGAAUGCCUCACCUACCAACACAGGUCUUACUCCCCCUCCCACCACCAACCAGUACCCCUCUGUUAUCAUACCUACUGAUAAGGUGCACAUCAAACUUGGUGUGUCGCCCCCUCCUGGUGCUAUUCUGGUACUACACUCUUUGCCACUGGAGUUUCCUCUGGCCAUGGCUUUUGCUGAACAGCUGUUGACGUGGAAGCUGGGAGAGGACAGUGAAAGAUCAGAGGAUGAGCUGGACACAGUGCCCUCGUCUGUGCUGCUGCAGGUGGUAGAACUGCUAGGUGGUUUGCUUUGGACCACUGAUCUGGCUCCUUCCAUAAAAGAACUCAUCUUUCACUUGCUAGCUGAACUUUUGCGAAAGAUCCACCACUUGGAGCAACGGAAAAGCCCUGCUGGCCUUUCUAGCUCCAUUGCUCUGGUGCUUAACCCCUGCCUCGCAGUGCUCAUGGCCCUGCAGACAGAACUCCGAAAACUGUACGACCGUGAGACUCAAGGAUGGACAGCUGGAGGGGCUGGAGCAGGAGGGUCGUCUUCUGGUGGUAUUGCGUUGGCUCUCGGGGCAGAACAGAGCCGGUUCUCCACCUACUUCCAUGCUCUUAUGGAGGUGUGUCUGGCUGUGGCAGAGGUGACACUUCCCCUCAAUGUCAGUGGUUCUUCAGUGGGAGCGCUGUCUUCCACUAGUGCCCCUAACCUUAGUGACUCCUCUUCAUCCUCAUCAUCAUCCCCGGGCCAGACGCCACAGAGCCCCAGUCUGCUAUCCAAGCGUAAGAAGGUGAAGAUGAAGCGAGAAGCAGAGAGUGACAGUGCCCGGCUGAACAUGGCGGGCAGUAAACCUGAGGACAUGCUGUGGUUCCACCGCUGUCUCACACUUCUGAUGAUCCUGCGACAUCUUGCCACUAAAGACCCGCAAGGCUUAAGUGUAACCAGCGAUGCAGUGACAGAUGCCUGCCAGGCCCUGGUGGGACCCACUGCCCACAGCCGCCUACUGGUGCUCUCAGGUAUCCCCACUCAUCUGGAGGAGGCUGUGGUUCGAAAUGCUAUCCGCAGGGCUUGCAACGCACAUGGAGGGCUCUUCAAAGAUGAAGUUUUUAUUCCACUGCAGGAAGAGUACCCCAAAAAGCCAAAAGCUGGAGCUGGGGUUUCCAGCCCACAGGAUGGCAAAGCAGGCCCUGAACCUGAGCGCCCCUUUCCCACCACUGGAGGUCCUGAGAGUCCUGACAGCUCUAGCAGCGUGACCCCAGCUAUGAGUGUGAGUGCUUCAGCUUCUACCAGCCAGACCUCCAUCUGCAGCUCCUCUCAGGGAGUCUCCCGCACUGCCAGUGAACUGUCUGUUGAUCAGGAGCUGUUAGCCGUUCCAUCUCUCACCCCUGCAGCUGCAGCUUCAGCUGUUACUUACCCACAGCAGGGCCCCCAAGACCACCAGACUGUUUCUAGUCAAGAAAGUCUUGAUACCUCCCUAUGUAGUACAGGAAGCUUGGGGAGUCUCGGUAGUUUGGACAGUGCAGAAACACCGUCUGUGUCAGAUGGGGGCUCUAUGCACACAGUCACUUCACUGGAGAGCAAUGCAGUCAUGUCCAGACCCAUCAAGGGCUAUGCUGUCAUAGAGGUUCGUUCUCGGGCCAAAGUGGAAAAAAUCCGUGCUAGCCUUUUUAACAGCAGUGACCUGAUCGGAUUGUCCAGUCUGGAAGGUGACGAGGAGCUAAUGGAAUUGACUAAUGAGGAGAUCCUCACAGCCUCCAGUGUUAACCAAAGCCUGUUUGACACACAGGGAAGCUCGGCUCUUGAAGACUACUUCCUGGACAAAUCGGUCAGAGGUGACAAGCUCAUACCUGGAGCACGAGAUGUCCUCACAGAUAUUUUUAAGAGCUGUGUGCACUCUGAACAGAUGCUCAGUCUCACACCGGCCAAACCACUUAAAGUGUCUGACAUUUACCUCAGCAAAGAGCAGAUCAAUUCUCAGACCCCCGGCAACCUACUGCAUACUUUCUUUACCAGUGUUCGACCUCCCAAGAAACUACUUGAAGACCAGCUUACCCAGAUUCUAAGAAAGUAUGGCACUCCCAAGCCCAAUAAGAACAAGUACAGCAAGGCAGGAAAAGAGCAGCAUCAAGGCAAGGUUGUGAGCACCAAGAGGCCCAUCACCAAACCUCCCACCAAGGAAAAGUCUGUGCUCAACAGUGUCCGGACGGCACUGAAUGAGAAGAAGGCAGUCCUGAAGCCAAAAUCACCAGAGAAAUCCAGGCCUGAAGAAAAAGAUGUGGAAAAAUCUCCUGCUAAGAAGACUGAAGUCCCAGAGGAGAAGUACCUGACGCUGGAAGGCUUCCAUAAAUUUGCCGUUGACCGUGCCAAGCAGGAUAUUCGCAGUGUCUGGAGGGCAAUUUUGGCUUGUGGUUAUGACCUCCACUUUGAAAGGUGUACCUGUAUAGACACUCGGCAUGCCCAGAAGGCCUGCAGGAAGUGGAGCUUGGAAAUGGAUGUGGCAUUGGUCCAGUACAUCAACAGGCUGUGUCGGCACCUGGCUAUCACACCAGCUAGACUACACCCCCAUGAAGUCUACCUGGACUCCAGUGAUACUGCUGAUCCUCGUGUUGCCUGCCUGCUCAAUGUGCCUGUGGAGAGCCUGCGCUUGCGCUUUGCUCUGCUGCAGUCCCUCAACAAUACCCUGGAGAGUUUCUUCCUGCCACUGGUGGAGCUUAGACAGACACAUACAUAUCAGAACAGCAUUGCUGCUCUGUUAAGUGAAGCCAAAGGUCUAAUCUUCUAUGACACUAAGGUCACAGUAAUGAACAGAGUACUGAAUGCCACAGUACAGCGGACAGCUGACCACGCUGCUCCAGAGAUUACACUGGACCCACUAGAGAUUGUGGGAGGAGAGAUCAGAUCAUCAGAGAACACAUAUUUCUGCCAAGCAGCACGUCAGCUAUCUUGUGUGCCGUCGUCCCAGCUUUGUGUAAAAUUGGCCAGUGGAGGAGACCCAACCUAUGCCUUUAACAUCCGCUUCACUGGAGAGGAAGUUCAUGGCACAAGUGGCUCUUUCAGACACUUCCUCUGGCAGGUGUGUAAAGAGCUGCAGAGUUCGGCUCUGUCUCUGCUGCUCCCCUGCCCCAGUGCUGCAGCCAACCGUAACAAGGGGAAGUACAUCCUAACACCGUGUCCUAUCAGCUAUGCAGAGGAACAGUUGUUGCACUUCUUUGGUCAACUACUGGGCAUAGCCAUCCGUGCAGAUGUGCCACUUCCUUUGGACCUACUAGGCUCCUUUUGGAAGGGUCUGGUGGGUGAGUCCCUUGAUCCAGAGCAGGACCUGCAGGAAGCUGAUGUGCUCACCUACAACUAUGUCAAAAAGUUUGAGAAUGUGAAUGACGAGACAGAGCUGGAGACCCUGUGUGCUGAGAUCUCCUCCCAGCACCAUUCGGGUGAAAGCCCAGAUUCCCCCAGCCGACCUUACUGCACCUUUACCUAUGUCACUAUGACUGGUGAGGAGGUGGAGCUUUGUCAGGGAGGCCAUAGCCUCACUGUCAGCUGGGAAAAUAAGGAUGUUUAUGCACGGGCGGUGCGGAGCCUUCGCCUGAGGGAGCUGCAGAACGUGGAGUGCAUGACAGCAGUGCGUGCAGGGCUGGGCUCCAUCAUUCCCCUGCAGUUGCUCACCAUGCUCAGCCCCCUAGAGAUGGAACUGCGCACCUGCGGCUUGCCUUACAUCAACCUGGAGUUCCUCAAGGCUCAUACCAUGUAUCAGGUGGGUCUGAUGGAGACCGACCAGCACAUCGAGUUCUUCUGGGCUGCCCUGGAGAUGUUCACUCAGGAGGAGCUCUGCAAGUUCAUCAAGUUUGCUUGCAACCAGGAGCGCAUCCCAUUUACCUGCCCCUGCAAAGACGGAGGGCCCGACACUGCCCACGUUCCCCCAUACCCCAUGAAGAUCGCCCCUCCCGAUGGAGCUGCAGGACAGCCAGACUCGCGCUACAUUCGCGUUGAGACAUGUAUGUUCAUGGUGAAACUGCCCCAGUACUCCUCUUUGGACGUGAUGCUGGAGAAACUGCGAUACGCCAUCCACUACCGCGAGGACCCUCUCAGCGGCUGAGAAGGCUUGACAACCCAAGGUUCCCAAGUGUGCGCGCCCCGCCUCCUGUCUUACUUUUGACCCCUGCCUCCCUUCACCCAACACACCUGGACCUUCCUCUGAGAUGGACAACAGUCCUUGAUGCUCUGCUGCUGCAACAAAACUACAAAUUGAAUUAAAUUUUAUUUUGGGUGGUUAUUAAUACUUUGCAUGUUUAUCCCUGCUUUUUUUAAAGUUAGUUUACACAAAUACUGCAUUUCAUUAAUACAUUAGACGCAUUGUUUUUUGAGGAGUUCAUGGAACAUAAUUAAGAGUUAGCACUGACGCUAAUAACAAGUGUCUGCUGUGGCUGCACUGAAUUCAAGGAUGGCAUUCAAGUAAAUACAACUUCUUUGUUUGCCUUUUCCCUUCCCCUGACUUUAUCAGAGUGUUUAACAAGGUUCACUCCAGUCCUGUGAAUAGAUCAACUUAACGGGAUGACUUCAGAUCAGCACUUCACAGGUGCACCUUACAGUCAUGAUCAGUGAACUCUCUGUUAGUAUUGACACAUGUUGCUGAACUUUACUGUGAAGGUAACAAACAAGCUCUUACUCUCCUAAAGCUUAACCUAGCUGCCUCCCUCUGUCUCCCCCCUGUGGGGGUGAUGUUCUGAAACAUGCCUUUGCUGUACUGUAGGAGCCUCUCUCUAGAGGGUCAUCCUGGUUGUGUGUGAAAAGAAAACCCAAAGGAUUUCCAUAGAAUUAUCUGAUGUUUGAGAAGGAGGUACGACUACUAUAAGAAAAAGGAGGCCUAAUGCGGCCUAUUUUUGACCAGGUCGGCUACAAACAGGCAGAUGUGAGCAAGUGCUGUACAGGAUAGUAUGUAGUUUACUGCCUGUUGUAAAAAAAAUUACCAACUGCUAAUGGACAAAAUGUAUGCCUAUAUAAACUGAAUACAUUUUAUUCAAGUCUCUGAGGAGAGGGUAUUUAAGUAAUGUAAAAAGUCAUAUUAAUCUAUUAGUUUAUGAAAACCCUCUAUGCUGUCUGCGUUGCUGUGGCAGCACGGUAGGUCAGGUAGGCUGGACAAUAAAAGAGGUCUGCUGGUUCUGAUGUACAUUUGCAUUUCAGGUUUGUGAAACCAGUGUUGCUUUGUGAACAUGGGAAGGAGGCGAUGUUCUCAUGAGCUGCUCUCCCACAUCGUUUGUGUGCUAUUGCUACUGAAUGUGCACCAGCCCUCCUUCAACGUAGACAAUAUACACACAUACACUGGGGGAGGGGUGGCGGAUUAUCCUGUGUUCUGCCUUUUUUUAUAGUUUUCUUUAAUGAAAGACAAACAGGAUUCUACUGUUUUGUUUGUUUGUUCUUUUACCCAUAACCAAAUAUUUAGCUUUGUAAAAAUGAAAUGGGGAAAAAAAAUGUAAAUAGACUGAAGUUAUCUUGGAUGGCAGUUUAUAUUAAUUGCUGAUUCAUUUCACCUUAUAAUUUUAGUUUUUGGUUUGCACUACUCUUCCAGGAAAAAAAAAAAAAGGUUCUAAAAUGAGCAAACUAGGUGAUGUCUGUUGGAUAUCCAGUUUGUUGUGUUAUUAUUUUUUAUGGGUUUUGGAAAUGACCAGUAGUCUAUUCACCUUUGUCUUGUACUCUGAUGGAUUCAGUUUCUUCUACUCAUGGUGAAACACGUUUUCUUGUGUGAGUAAAACCGCCAUUUUACUUGGAUAGAACUGAAAAACACAGCAGAGGUGACAUUGGACACAUACUGGGUUGUUGAAUUGCUUGCAGAUUUUGGUUCAGUUCUUUUGAAGGUUGCUGCUAACAAGGACGCUCUCCUUUCUAAUACCUCCGCCUACGGGGGAGUGGAUGGGGUCAUAAAAAGGACAUCCAUACAAAGAGUUGUUGCGAUAAAAUGUGUGCUGUACAUUUACUUGAUAUUUAUUACAGGUAUUUAUGGUUGCAUUAACUUAACUUUUACUGUCUUACCUCUGCACAUCAGAAACAACAUAUCUAAAAUGGAUUACACAGAUGUAAAGAAUCCAAUGGCAUUUGAGAUUUCUGUGUCACAAUAAAGAAAUGUCUUCAUGUA